UAAAUCUCCUCCUUUUUCUUGUGUGUGUUCUUCUAAUAAUUUACAAGUCUGCGUCUUUAAGUUUUAGAAAGAUUUUAGGGUUAGAGUUUACUGUUGUUCGAUGAAGAGUUUGUGCCGAUCUUGUUUGUUUAAAGACUUUUUUUUGGAUAAUUAACUUCUAGGGUUCUUUGAAAUUUGAAUGGUUGAAACUUUUUUUUCUAAAACAUACCUUGAUUCCGGCAAUCAUCAAAUGUAUGUAGAUUCAGGCUUUUAGAACAUGUCUAGCAAAAUGAGCAGACCACAAGAUCCACCACGACGUUUUUUCCCAUUUGGAAACCCCUUCCGGAUGUUAUCACCAAAGGGCUCAGAUUUAUCCCCAUGGCUACUUUCUCUAUUGAGCGACUUUGAGCUACUUUUGGAAGAGAGACUGAAGAAACUUAUGCCGAAGAACAAAGAUGACAUCCUCACUUUAUCCUGGAUGAAGUUAGCUAUGGAGUCACUCUGCGAGACUCAUAACAACAUAAACACUCUCAUCACUGAGCUCCAGCUUCCAGUCUCUGAUUGGGAAGAGAAAUGGGUUGAUGUUUACCUCAACAUCAGUGUUAAGCUGCUAGAUCUCUGCAAUGCCUUUAGCUCAGAGCUCACACGUCUCAACCAGGGAGAUCUCUUCCUCAAGUGUGUUCUUCACAAUUUACAAUCGGAUUCCGGAGAGAAAUAUCUUCAGGCUCGAUCUUCUCUUGAUAGCUGGAGGCAACAUGUUAAUGCAAACAACCCUAGAAUUGAAAACUGCCGUGCAGUUCUUGACAGUCUUGUUAAAUCUCUGAGUCUGCCUAAAGUCAAGAACUCGCCUAAAGGAAAAGUUCUUAUGCGAGCUUUUUAUGGUGUGAAGGUUCAAACGGUUUAUAUCUGCAGUGUAUUUACCGCGGCCUGGUCUGACUCCACCAAGGAUCUUUUUGAUUUACCUGUCUCUGAAAAGCCUUCAUGGUCAAAGGUCUUUACCGAAAUGCAGAGUGUUGUAAAUGAUGAGAUCAGACACAUGUUAUCUUCUGGUAGAACCACGAUUCUCAAAGAGCUGGAGAGCGUUGAUGCUAGUGUCGAGAAGCUAUCCCCGAUGAUCCAAGAUGGUGUUGAUCCUGUUGAAGAUGAAUGCUUCAGAGAUUAUGUUAUGGAAUUGGGGACACAAGCUGAGAUAUUGUCUCAAGGGUUGGAUCAAUUACUGGAGGAAGUUGAUAGUUUCUUUAAACUGACUUUGAGCGGGCGCGAUGUGUUGCUCUGUAAUCUUAGGUCAAGUGACUCAAUCUCUGGCAAUGCAGUUGGAGAAGAUGUAGACUAAUACAGUGAGGUAAACAAACAAGUUUAACCCCUACUAAAGGCAGCUUUAGGUCAAUGAAAAGUGUUUUCUAUUUUUGUUUGUUCGAGUCCAUCUGUUAAGCUUGUCUCUUCGAUUUGUGUUGGUCGUGUCUGUAUGACUGUAUUGAAAUCAUUCUGCAGUAUAAUAUAAAUAUAAUACAUCUGUUUGGCUUGAAAAAACCACUGUAUUCUUUGUAAUGAUCCAAUCUUUUUAAACCAAUUUCAGUCAAAGAAACAUAUCAGAUCAGAAAGAAUAGAGGCUUUGAUUGGUAGAUAAGUGAAACUAGUAGUAACAAAUGAAAAAUGCAAUAUCGAGCUAACGAGUGACUCUGCUUUUUGUGAUUAUGUAAUCUUUCACUCUUUACAUUCAGAGGUCACUUGAGAGAUCUUUUACAGUUGAAAAAAGCCUUCUUCUUGGUCUCUCUUGUUCUCGGUCUGAUCAUUGAAUCAUGUCUGGAGAAUCAAGCUCUGGUUUUACCGAUCAUUGCAUCAAAGUUGUACCGACACACGGUGGCCGCUAUGUUCAGUACAACGUUUAUGGACAGCUCUUUUGAAGUUUCCAGGAAGUAUGUCCCUCCUAUUGGUCCCAUUGGCAGAGGCGCUUGUGGUAUUGUCUGCUUGUAGGCUCUCCAGAAAAUUCUAGUCUUGGUUUCCUUCGCAGUGACAACGCAAGAAGAUACGUCAGACAACUUCCGCGAUACCCGAAACAGCAGUUUGCUGCUAGAUUCCCGAAAUUGCCAUCUAUCGCUAUUAAUUUGCUGGAGAGAAUGCUUGUUUUUGAUCCUAACCGGCGCAUCUCAGUCGAUGAAGCCCUUGGCCAUGCUUACGGCUUACCUAUCACCGCACCAUGAUGUGGCUAAAGAACCAGUCUGUUAAACUCCUUUCAGCUUUGAUUUCGAGCAUCCUUCUUGAACAGAAGAACACAUAAAGGAGCUUAAGUACAAGGAGUCUGUCAAAUUCAGGGAAUGUGCAGGCAUCACCGAGUGAGCAGUGCGGUUUCUUUCUUGGUAGAUAUGGGAAAGAAAGGCUUUAAAGGGAAUGUACUAAUCAGUGAAUAUUGCAACGUCAAUAACAUUGAGAAGGCUAUGCAUUUGUACGGCCAGAUGGUUAAAGCUGGAUGCUCUCCUGACGCUAAAAAUAUUUUACGCUUUGAUCUCUGGUUUGGCUAGACGCCUCCAUGAUGCCCUCAAAAUGGUGGAGAAACUGAUUGUAGCAGGAUUGUCUCUUGACUUGCUGGCUUCUAAUCUGCUCACUGGAUUGUUUUGUGAUAAGAACAAGGCAGAUGAGCUUCAUGAGUGAGAAGGAUGUACCUUUAUUUUAAGCCGAGGAUCUGAUUUAUGGCUACUUACUUGUGUGGUAUCACGAAGAGAGUUAAAUCUUUUUACAGAGACGAGUGUAUCCAUCGUGCGGUCAUCUAACUGGUAGAGAUCAGAUGAUAGAGAUGAAAGUAAAUCUGCUUCUUCGAAUUCGGAUGCGCUGAUUCGUAAAAUCUUUGCACGUUAUGGGACUAACAACCUUAGCUCUAUCUUUUCGGAGAGGCAUUAUCAGUCGUUUUCUGUCUUCGUGUCCGCAGUAUAUGAGUUCUACACCACCGGAGUGGUCUGAUAAAGUUGAUAGUAUCGACUUAUGUGGCUGCGGAUGUUGUUCCCGUUGAAUCUAUUAAAGCCGUGACGACCACAAGCCAGGCUUUUCCUGCUAUAGACGAGGUCGCUAUUGCUCCCGGGGAUUCUGUUUCUUUCCCUGUUGCUGCUUUGCAGCAUUUGAUCGAUCGAUGGUGUGCAUUCAUUUUCUGGCCUGAACUGGUUCUGAGGCCGCAACUGGGGUAGUUAAGACGAGAUGGUCACCCUAGGUAGAGUUCUUUGUCGACAGCGUAAAGGUCAGUGUUAUAUGCAACAAUGAUUCUGAUAUGAUUCCUUGUUUUAGGAUUUCUGAUCCCUAGCUCUUUAUCCGAGUUAGUAAGAGUUUGUAAGAGGAGCUUCUUCAUAUAAAAUUUUGUUUCAGUGUUGUUAA
Camelina sativa (false flax) is the source of this 3339-nucleotide messenger RNA. The record is from RefSeq and is a predicted model, not a curated record. Lineage: Eukaryota; Viridiplantae; Streptophyta; Magnoliopsida; Brassicales; Brassicaceae.